GAUCUUUCUUUUUGUUAAUUUUGACCAGGAUCCUUUUACAAACAUUUUUUUUUUUCAGAUAAAAGCAAGCAGAAAAGUUUUCUUCGACCACAGAAUAACCAUUUUCCUUUUCUUUUUCAUGAUGACAAGCAGAUGACUCCUCCAAAGCAAAAGUCAAGAUUCAUCUUCUAUGUCUUCAAUUCAUUGCUAUAUAUACCUCUUUUUAUCAUAAGGCUUCAUCAACCAAAUUAAGUGCGCAUCUUGCAUAUAUCUAAUUGAAGAUUACAGAAAGAAGAAGAAAUUUAAGUACUUGAAAGUUUAGAUAUGAUGGCAUCCUUUCUUCAAGAACUUCUAAUUGGAUUUCCAUUCACCUCAGCAGCAUACGUGGGUGAGAAAUCAAAGAGGUACCUGCCAGAUCCUGCCACCCAAUACAACACAUCUACCACAAGCUCAGAGCAAGGUAGAGUAAAUUCAGUUCUUACCGGGAUGAACAGGCUUGGGAGAAAGACUAACAACUUGGCAACUGGGCUCAAAGAACAUGUAAAACUUGGACCAAAAAUAACUGAUACAGUAAAAGGAAAAUUAAGCUUAGGAGCAAGAAUUCUUCAAGUUGGAGGAGUCGAAAAAGUCUUCAUGCAACUAUUCAGUGUAAAAGAUGGUGGUGAGAAGUUACUAAAAGCAUGCCAAUGCUAUAUAUCAACCACAUCUGGUCCUCUAGCAGGACUCCUAUUCAUAUCCACCGAUAAAGUUGCAUUUUGCAGUGACAGAUCAAUCAAGGCCUAUUCUUCAAAGGGUCAUUUGAUCAGAAUUCAUUACAAGGUUGUGAUCCCACUUGAAAAAAUAAGGAGCAUUAACCAAAGUCAACAUGUGAAGAAGCCUUCCCAAAAGUACAUAGAAAUAGUUACAGUGGAUAACUUUGACUUCUGGUUUAUGGGUUUCUUAAAUUAUCAGAAAGCUUUCAAAUACCUGAAGCAGGCUAUCUCUCAAGCUCAAGCGUAGAGAAAGGGAAGAGAGUAGAAUUUUACUUUACUCAUUCUCAUUAUUUCUUCAUCGGUAAUUAUUGUGUGAAGCCACAAAAGGCCAAGCACAAGCACAAACAUACGUUGUACAUAAUCUUGUUGGCAAAAAGAAAGCAAAUUGUUUCUUCAA
This is a messenger RNA of Glycine soja, 1128 nucleotides long. Its product is annotated as GEM-like protein 4. The transcript has 4 exons. NCBI's taxonomy places the organism in Eukaryota, Viridiplantae, Streptophyta, Magnoliopsida, Fabales, Fabaceae. The record is from RefSeq and is a predicted model, not a curated record. The coding region runs from base 304 to 978 and encodes 224 amino acids.